CCUUUCAUAACCGGACUCUCCCUCCCCCCAUGAAGAUCUGCCAUCCAAGUCCCAACUGGAUUUUGCACGCCUUGGGUUCUUGGUCCAGCCACAGGUCAAAGGUACCCUGGAAUUGGUAAACUUCUUAGCAACAAACCUUUUCCUAUUAUCACUGUACCUUUGAGGCCACUCCCUGUAAGCAGUCUAGAGCCUUGUCUGGAAUCAUGCCUCUGUCAGGAACACCAGCACCACCCAGCAAGAGGAAAAAGCCCUCCAAGAUCAUCACUGACCUGUCACACAUAACCCAAGAUGAGUAUGAAUCAGAGCCUGAGGCCUCAGAGUUUGACCUGGGGAAAAAGAUCAGGACACCCAAGGAUAUCAUGCUGGAGGAACUAUCCCUUCAGAAGAACAAAGGCUCCAAGAUGUUCAAGAUGAGGCAGAUUCGUGUGGAGAAGUUCAUCUACGAGAACAAUCCUGACCUCUUCAGUAGUGAGUCCAUGGAUAACCUCCAGAAGUUCGUGCCCAGCCUGGGGGGCCAGAUGAUGGAUGUUGGUGGCCGCCUGAUUGGUGGACAUAUGGCUGGCCAGGCUGUUGGGGGCGGUCAAGCACCAGUGCCUCCUCCUAAACCCGGAAGCUAUGGAAAGGGAUUAGAGGGUGGGCUACAAGCAGGUGGGCUCGCUGGAGUGGCAGGAGGAGCAGGGGGAAAGGAUGGUGUGUCAGGAGAUGCCUCACACAGUGAGGAAAGUUCUAAGGCUGCUUUGGAAAAGGCAAAAAAGAGGGCCGCAUGUGUGAAGACAUACGUUUCCCCUUGGGAACGGGCUAUGAAGGGCAAUGAAGAACUUCUAGCAACAAUGAAGACUCAAAUGCCUGGACCCUGCUCUCAAAAGGAGCUGUGCAAUUAUAAGUGCUUCAACAGGAGCGCUAUGCCUUUUGGAGGUUUUGAGAAGGCCUCUCAGCUGAUGACCUUCCAGCUGCCAGACAUCGAGGUAGCCACUGAGGAGCCUGAACCUGCAGUGGUGUACCAACAUGAUAUCGGCUCACGGCCCUCCUUUAACCGCACACCCAUCGGCUGGGGGGGUAGCGCUGAACAAGGCAGCAUUCACAUGGAGUUGGAUACUAUACCAUUUGAUGGGGAGACUGAUGACCUGUGAAUCUACAACUCUAAAAAAAAAAAAAAAGAUUAUGCCUGUCCUAAUUACGCUGCACUCUAUUAACCAGACACACACCUAUGCACACAGCCACAAUUCAACAGUCCAUCAGGAGGACAUGUAAAAUGUGAAUGGCAAACCUCUCUCACUGUACAUGUAACUUUGAAUCUAAAUCUGCCUCUCAGUGUGAGCUUUAAAAAAAUAAAUACAUAUGUAUUUGUGGAGGAAUUUUAUGCAUGAAGCAUAUCAACUUAAAUGAAGGUGUCAGGUGGAGACUGAAGUUUUUAUUCGCUUGUUAUUUUGUCAGCAUGUUGCAUUUUAGAAGUUAACAAAUGAGCAUAAUGUGCAUUUUGCAACAAUGUCCAGUUAGCAUUCGCAGUGAUGGACUGCUUGGCACGCGCUGCUUUUUUUCUGUCACUUAAAAAAGGUAAACAGUUUUUGACUGCACAAUCUGCAACCUCCCUUUAAAUAAGCUAAUGUCCCACUUUAACAUUUCAUUAUAGUGUCAUUUACAUGAGUAAAAUACUGAUUAUAGUCAUGACCAUCAUGUACUUAUGAUUAUAAUAAGGUUGUGGAACAUCUUACACAGUAUUGUUGUCUCUGCUGUAAUAGAUUACUAUUAUUAUAUGUAAUACGAGCACAUUAUGCAUUUUAAAAUAUUACUGGCAUCCAUGUCUUCGCAAACAUUAAUGCAAAAACUCAAAAAUAAAAACUCUAAACGACUGUCUUCACACCACUGCAUGCCCAUUCUUUAAUAAAUGAUUGAUUGGUUA
Molecule: messenger RNA, 1900 nt
Organism: Sinocyclocheilus anshuiensis
Lineage: Eukaryota; Metazoa; Chordata; Actinopteri; Cypriniformes; Cyprinidae
Product: myozenin-1-like
Exons: 6
Coding region: 204-1130 (308 amino acids)
Cellular component (GO): Z disc; actin cytoskeleton
Molecular function (GO): actin binding; FATZ binding; telethonin binding
Source: RefSeq, a predicted model, not a curated record